AUGUCGCUUCCUUCGUCUCCGGUCGUUAAACGUGCUGCAGUCACCUAUGGUCGUCGCAAGGAGUCUCCGUCCGACGCAGAUACAUCUACCUCUACACUACGUACCACCCUUUCGUCACGCGCCAGUUCUUGCAGUCUGCGGUCUUCUGGCUUUGACGAGGACGUUCCACCCAGUUCUGACGAAUGUGACGCGUUGGAUUCAUCGAUAGUCCUUCCUACCCGUGAUAAUGGCGACGAUAGCGAUGGGGAGAAUACUGGAACUCCUUUCGUUUUUUCUUGGAGAAAAGACCUCGAGAAAUUCAACUCUAUAUAUGCUGAACGACCAAUAGCGUUGGAUAGUCGAGAUGCGCUACGGGAUGAUAUUAUGCAGAGCGGAUCUCAGGCCGUGUUCGGAGGAGAUACUCGCGUGGCCUCUGAGUCUCACACUCCUGAUCACACUACGUCUCCUUCCCCAUCCCCGGCUGUCGCUCGUCAUCGUCGUCGUCUCAGGAACCUACCUAUUCAAUUGAACUCAGACAUCGCGCUAGCUACCUCCCAGCAAGUGGCGCCUCGCCUCGCAGCAUCUAGCUCACCGUCUUCUUCUACUCGACGUGUGUCUCCUGCAGCGCUCGUCGCCGGUGUCAAAGGUAAAGGCAAACAGAGAUCUGAGGGCGUUUUCGUAGGCUCUGACGAGGAACAAUUUGGUGGCGGAGAGCACAAGAGGAAUACAAGGCGAAGGGCAUUCAAUGCGAAUGGAAAGCACACAAAGGCUCCCACCAGAAAGGAGCGGGAAGAGACACAGAAAGCCACGGCACGAAUGGUCGCCGAGCGAGUUGUCUCCAUGCCUCACUCCAAAACGAAACAAAUCGGAUUGACACAGCUUUUCGAGAAGAUAGGACGAGGCAUCUCACCAGCAGAUGAUCCCCCUUUGCUCAGUUCCGAAGGGCCAGCUUCAGACCCAAUUCAGCCCUUCUCGUCAUCUCCUACGGAACACGCAAAGCGCAAGAUUAAGACACGAGUACCAUCUCCCUUAUCACCACAGCCGACGAGUAGCGGCUCUCCAAUACUACAAGCUACAUCUGAUUUCGUGCCUACCGGAUUGCUUGGACCGGACUCCCCAAAGGCCAUAUUGUUAAGGGAAAGCAGCGAUGAAGAACUUCCCGACGUGGGGGCCCUGCUCGAGAAUGACGCUAAGGAACGACAGGAAGAGACGAUGCGUAAACAGCUCGCGGAGGUCAAGAGAAGGGCGCUGGAAAACACCAAGAGUGGUGCUUAUAUAUCAGAUCAAGACGAUAGUGAUCUCGAGGUGGUCCAUGAGGACAUGCAAACAGUUGCGAAAGACGAGGCACGAGCAAGGAAAGUCAGGUCCGCCCAGGGCUUCAAGCGUUCAGUGGGAAAGUCCAAACAACUUGCUCUCGCAGGCCCUAUUCAUAAGCUUGUUGGAAAAUCGAUUAAGAGCGAAGUAAAAUUCUUGAAGGAUGCUGCUGCUCCUACCUUUGGACGAUUGACGAAGGAUAUUGCGGAUCAUACCUCUGCGUUGGUCAGUAAGGACGAUCUGAACAGGUUUUUAUUGAACAGCGCAGGGAAGCAGGCAGAAGAAGCGACGAGGCUUAAGGAAGAAGAAUGGGUGAGGCGUGGAGGAAAAAUACGAGCAGGGCCAAGCAACCUCCGCUCAGAUGGUGAAGCCAAGCGGAUUUUCCUUACCGUAGUCUCUAAGGGCAUCGCAGUAGGAGAAGAUGAUAGAGAACAAGAAGAUGAGGCGGAGGGCGAGGACGAGGACGACCCAGAUUAUCAGGAUGGCCACGAGCGAACAGCGCUGGAGUCAGCUACUGAGGAUAGUGAUAAUGUCUUCGGUCAAUCAACCCAUGAAGAUAAUCAAAAUGCCUCCAACAGCCAGUUGGACCAUCUUGACGCAGAUGAUGAAGAACAGACAAGUGUAUUUCUACCCUCUAAAUCUGCAUGUUUCUCAGCCGUGAUCUCCGACGAAGAAGAUGGCAUUCUUGUGUCUCGCAGCAAGGCCGUUUUCCCAGACAGCUUGAGUGUGAUUUCUUCUGCUCUAGACUAUGGAAGGAAUCGCAGAGUAUAUGCUUCGUCGUCCGGGGAUCAGACAGAGGAUGGCACAGACAAGGAGAAUGACAUCCGAUUGAUGUAUGACCGGGGCGAGGAUAAGGAGAACACGGCCGUCGCAGCACAACCAUUACUCGGGCACCAAACCUCCAGCGGUGGGUCAUUUGCGCUAAGGGGAGUGGCCUUUCUGGCAGAUGGGGAUUUCAACGACAGUCUGCUUAUUGAAAGCACGCCACUGGAAGAUCGACGGCCACCUCUCAAGGAGCUACGUAGAGAUGAUAGUGACGGAGAUGGUCCUUUUGCGCCGAUAGCCAAGUCUCCCGCUCGCCGACUAGUAUUUUCACCGACCAUGGGACCCCCUGCAAGACGACUGUCUCCGGACUUGCAAGGGGGUAGAGAAUCCGAAGAUGUAGACCAAGAUUCUAGCGCUGUUAAUGUGCCCACCACGUUGAAACCAGGUUUCGCCGAAUUCUUUGCAUCUGAAAACGUAUCCGGUUCUUCCUCAUUGGUGCCGAACGUACCGCAAAAUGGUGGAUUGUCACAGUUCUUUACUCAACAAACGGUGGAUGAAACACAUUCCUUGACAACGAGGAAAUCCGAUCAAGAGCUGUCGUUGACUCUCGAUGUCGGUCUUCAGCCUACGCUUGAAGUGAGCCAAACUCUCCUGCGAAAAGCAGACAACAUUUUCGAGAAAGAACAAGGCUAUCUAGCAGAGAAUUUCGACGUCAAUUCCAAUGACAAAUCCCAAUUCUAUGUGAAUGAACAUGGCUUCCUGACGCAAUCGGUUCCCAGUGCUCGCAUUCUUCAGGCAUCGCACACUUCGUCAUCGCCACUUAUGGCCAGCAUUCUACAAUCGGCAAGGAAACGCACGCACGUUGGUUCAGUUUCUCGCAAACCACUUGCACCUAUCGACUCAGAUAUUGAGAUGGAGACACCUAAUGAGCAACCUAGGAGAUUGCUAAAGCGGAGGAGGACACCGCCAGAACCCACAAAUCUUGACAAUAGUCGCCACUCUAGUCCUUCACCUAGCCCCACCAAACACCGCAAUGCUUUUGAUGUUUUAAAGCAGGCGGCACAUGCCCCCACUGAAUCAGACAGGAAGCUACAGAAGUCAGAGUUCAUUGAGGGUGAGGCGGAAGAAUCUGACGAUGACGCUAUGAUCGGCUUCGGUGGGCGUAGGAAAGAGGACGACGAGAGCGAUGAUGAGAGCCAGGAUGCCACGUUGGCGGAAUUGGUUGACGAUGCAGCAAUGGACGAUAAGACCCUGGGUGCGGAUGCCGUUCUGGAGAAAGCUAGGGAGCAUUGGGAGGAGGAUGACCAGCUCCGUGAAAAAUACGCUAGAGAUGCAGCCGACGGUAAACUCAGAGCAAGACGGCGCAACCAUGGGCUUGGCUUUGAAGAUAGCGAGUCCGACGACGAGGACGAAGAUGCGAAGUGGCGACGGCAAAAGAUGCUUAAAAAGCGGAAAAUUGAGGGGGAUACUCUGGAAGAGCUGGCCAAGAACCCAUCGACGGCUGCAUUUGUUGAGGCGUAUCAUGCAGAUAUGCUCGAUGACGACGACUUCGUGCACUUACAACAAGGCGAAUUGACUCUUGUUGACGAGCACGACCCAGAUGCAGAAGAAGGCUCUGAGCCAGAAGUUGUUUCUGCGGCAGCAUUAAUUGAAGAGCUUCGCAAAGUGGCUAAAGAAGGAACGCCUGAAUGUUUCAAUCCUCACGACACAUCGUGGAUGGAAGCAAAUGCGGAAGGGAGUGACGAUGAAGCGCUUCCUAUUAAGGAAAUUUAUGCGGUAACAAAGCCAACGCGUCGUCCAGCAGACUGGGACCCUGAUAUGCAGUCCAAGCGUCAAGGUGGUGAAGAUGACCGUGAUCGAGUUCGCAUGCAACUGUGGGCCAAGAGCGAAUCUCGUACAAGUGGCGGUACCAGUCGCUCCACGGGUGUGUCUGCUGUGACUGCACGCGGAAGGGGAAAGACUGCAGGUUUGCGGACAGCAAAAGGCCAGCGACCAGGUUCUUCGGACAGCGCCAUGAAGUUGCCAUGCAAGUUAACCAAAUCAGCUAGUGCACUGUCAGCAGUGUCUACCAGUAGACGGAGCAAAUUCCAGGCAAGCUCCUGA
Molecule: messenger RNA, 4161 nt
Organism: Fibroporia radiculosa
Lineage: Eukaryota; Fungi; Basidiomycota; Agaricomycetes; Polyporales; Fibroporiaceae
Exons: 9
Coding region: 1-4161 (1386 amino acids)
Source: RefSeq, a predicted model, not a curated record